CUGAGGAGCACGCUGAGGUGCCCGCAGCACUGCAGAAUGGAGAACUAUAAGAAGACCAAAAUAGUGGAGAAACCUUGUCCUCUUCCUUUUACCAACCUGCCCCCUGAUAUUAUUGAAAUGAAAGUAAAGGAUGGGAGCAAAAUCAGGAAUCUGAUGGGCUAUGCCAUCAGCAAGAUGGAGCUAGGCUCGGUGAGGCAGAUCCUGUUCACUGGUUCAGGCAAGGCUGUCAGCAAGACCAUUACCUGUGUGGAAAUCUUGAAACGAAAACGCAGAGAGCUGCACCAGAUCACCAAAGUGCUUUUCAAACAGAUAGAAGAGAUCUGGGAACCCAUUGUGCCUGAGGCAGGCCUCGAUGCCUUGACAGUGAAGAGAAACAUUCCUGCCAUAUGUGUUCUACUCAGCAAGGAUGCCCUCGAUCCUCAGGAACCAGGAUACCAGGCUCCAGGCUCUUUCGACACCUUCUGGAUUGAAACACUUAAAGCAGAGUCCCAGGGCCAGAUGAAAAGGAAGCAGGGUGGAGGCAGAGGAGCAGGCAGCACAGGAAAGCAUCCUCGAUCCACUGGAGGAGGACCUGGAGAGUCCUGUGGCAAGUCAUGAGAUGCCAGCACCGUGUUUGUAGUUUGGGGGAGUUGCAGAAAUAAUCAAGCU
This is a messenger RNA of Indicator indicator, 648 nucleotides long. It is a transcript of the gene RPP25L, whose product is annotated as ribonuclease P/MRP subunit p25 like. Gene Ontology annotation, biological process: tRNA 5'-leader removal. The record is from RefSeq and is a predicted model, not a curated record. The coding region runs from base 37 to 597 and encodes 186 amino acids. Gene Ontology annotation, cellular component: ribonuclease MRP complex. The transcript has 2 exons. Gene Ontology annotation, molecular function: RNA binding. NCBI's taxonomy places the organism in Eukaryota, Metazoa, Chordata, Aves, Piciformes, Indicatoridae.